Messenger RNA from Rhopilema esculentum, 674 nucleotides. Its product is annotated as trafficking protein particle complex subunit 2-like protein. Gene Ontology annotation, biological process: endoplasmic reticulum to Golgi vesicle-mediated transport. The record is from RefSeq and is a predicted model, not a curated record. NCBI's taxonomy places the organism in Eukaryota, Metazoa, Cnidaria, Scyphozoa, Rhizostomeae, Rhizostomatidae.
AGCAAUAGUGUUGUGGAGGAGCUGAAUUGUAGAGUGUGUGGAGGAGCUACGGCCUAACUAGGAAGAGAAAAUUAUUCGGAAAUUCAAAGUUGAAAUUUGGCUUGGUGUUGUUAUGGCUGUCUGUGUAGCCGUAAUAGCGAAUGAGAAUUAUCCUUUGUACAUAUUGACAACAAGUCCACAACCGGAGCUGAAAUUUCACUAUAUUGUGCACACUUGUUUAGAUGUCAUUGAAGAAAAAGCUUCAUCACUGACAAAAGCCUCAAAUGAUCCCAGAGAACUCUACUUAGGGCUUCUAUAUCCAACAGAAGAUUAUAAAGUAUAUGGGUUUGUAACAAAUACAAAAGUCAAAUUUGUGAUUGUUGUUGAAGCAGCCAAUACGUCUUUGAGAGAUGGUGACAUCAGAACAAUGUUCCGCAAGUUACACACUGCAUACACUGAUAUGAUUUGUUGCCCAUUUUACAGUCCCGGCGAUCAGAUUAAAUCAAAAUCCUUUCACAGAUUGGUGACCAGUCUAAUGCAAAAGGAACCGUGAGCUUAUUGAUUAUUUGAAACGUUUUUUUUACAAUAGUAGUUUUAUUGUUUGAAUAUUAUUUGUAAUAAUGAAUUAUUUCUAUGGUGACGCCAAUGUCGAAUAUUGUGUUCCAGAAGAGUUCUUGCAGGCCUAUAAAUAUGUU